AUGUACUACAUCAAGCACCAGAUCAUUCCUCCGUUGGAACGUAUAUUCAACCUUGUUGGAGCAGACGUCAGCGCAUGGUUCGAUGAGAUGCCCAAACCUCAGAGGAUAGAAGGCUCUGUAACUGACAAGAAACCGUCAAACCCAAACAUUGUCGAGACCUCGUACAGAUCACUCGGAAAGAAGACCAACCAGAACCAAAAGAUCGACACCCACUUUGGAAGCAAUACAUGCCUCGUAUGUGAAGCCACAACUAUGGAAGGAGAACCUAUCCGAUGCGAAUCUUUGGAAUGCGAGUGGCUAUAUGAAAGGGUGAAAUCUCAAAAGGAAGUAGAGAAGUGGGGUUUGGUCCCACAGCUCCUGAAUGAGGUCGAACAAAGACUCAUAGUUGAAGAAGCCGAGGAGGAGAUCCUACUGGAUGUCGUACUCAAAGAGCACUCGGCAUUGACCCACGUCUUGCCUAUGACGCGAUGCAUAAGUUAUUUGGCCACGUCGUUGAUGAAUUGCAUCUCGGCCAUCAGGGCGCAUAUUCUCUUCGUCUCUGAAGAAUUUGAGCAAAUAUGUCCUCAAUUCGUGAUCAGAAGAUCCACGACUAGAGUCCGAUACUUUUGGCGUCUCCCCAUCGACAAAAGUCAUUGUCCGAAUGAGAACUGCAGUGGUCGCCACACGACAAACGCCAGAUAUUACGGUGGAUACGGAGGAGGUGGAAGGACCCGGAUAGGGCAUGCAGGGUCGACCGAGAAGAAAUCUAUCCCGAAAACCCGUGCAAAUUCACUUUCGAAUAUUGAGUCCAACGGACAGUUUAAUGCUCGAGAUAUCUGCGCGGGGAUACCUCCUGUGAACCAAUCUUUCAGAGUGGCAUUUGUAUACAUGG
Messenger RNA from Acaulospora colombiana, 871 nucleotides. The record is from the annotation of a GenBank genome assembly. NCBI's taxonomy places the organism in Eukaryota, Fungi, Glomeromycota, Glomeromycetes, Diversisporales, Acaulosporaceae.